Messenger RNA from Asparagus officinalis (garden asparagus), 2243 nucleotides. Its product is annotated as poly(A)-specific ribonuclease PARN-like. Lineage: Eukaryota; Viridiplantae; Streptophyta; Magnoliopsida; Asparagales; Asparagaceae. Gene Ontology annotation, cellular component: cytoplasm. Bases 67 to 1887 code for a protein of 606 amino acids. The transcript is spliced from 8 exons. Gene Ontology annotation, molecular function: 3'-5'-RNA exonuclease activity; RNA binding. The record is from RefSeq and is a predicted model, not a curated record.
UUUCAGUUCGCACUUUCCUCCCUCAAAAAACAACGAACACUCACCCCCUCAAAAGGCAUAAAAACAAUGGAGGCCACGAUCGCCGCAGCUCAACGGCAAGGCUACACCUCAGCAGUGAAGCAAGUGAUGAAGACGAACUUCACCUCGGCGCUUGAAGAGAUAAAGGCCCAUAUCAAUCAGUCCGAUUUCAUCGCCGUCUCCUCUCAAAAAACUGGCGAUUUCUUCUCUUCUUCAUCUUCAUGGCGGCGCGUGCUUCCUAUUGAUACUCCUGAAGUUGCGUAUCUCAAGUCUAAGGUGUCCGCUGAUAAUUUCCAGCUUUUCCAGUUUGCAGUCUGCCCUUUUUCCAUUCAGGGGUCUAAAGUCCUCGCCUCCCCCUACAACUUUCAUUUAUUUCCAAGGGAUGAGCUAGGUUUGGGCAUGCCUUCCUAUAGCUUCUCGUGCCAAACUUCAUUCCUGACUUCCAUGGCUCAAGAAGGUUUUGACUUUAAUGCAUGCAUUUAUGAUGGAAUAUCAUAUUUGUCUAGAGUACAAGAAUCAAAAGCAAAAGAGAGAAAUCCUGUUCCUCGAAUGCAUCCAAUUUCAUCCUCCUUUAAUCCAUCGGUUGCUGAUUCGCUUUUCAUGGGAAGAAUCAAGUCAAGAAUUGAGCACUGGAGAAGCGCCUGCAAAAACAAAGACAGUGUUGCUGAUGGUUCUCUUGUAAAAUCUUUGAGAAAACUAAUUUUAGGCGAUGAACUCUAUGGUUCAAGACCAUGCAUGAAUAUCGAGGUCUGCAGUGAUCGUCAAGUGCAGUUGACACUAGAGAUAGUUAACAAGAUAGGUGAUGACCUUGUGCCUUUAGUUGUUCCAGAGAAAUGUGGAGCGCCCAAGGCAGUACGUGUGGUGCUGACUAGUUCAGAUGAGGACAAAAUUCUUCUCAUGAGUGAUAUUGAAAAUGUUGAAGAUGAGCAGAACCUAAAGGUUCGUGGGUUCCGAGAAGUGAUAGACCUGGUUUCCAGAUCUCAGAAACCAAUCAUUGCAUACAACUGUCUGCAUGAUUUUACAUUUAUCCACUCGAAAUUCCUUGCUCCCCUGCCACCAAGCCUGUCGGAAUUCAUGUGCUCUUUGAGAUUGGUCUUCCCUAAUAUACUCGAUGUGAACCAUCUAUGCAAAGAAGUUGGGCCUUUGAGAAAAGCAAAGAAUCUGCCAGCUACUCUUAGUUACUUGAAGAGGCAGUUCUUUGUGCCCAUAGAAUUUGAAAUCCCUCAUCAAGCUGAUGUGAAAACUGAGAAAGAUCACGGACACAAUGUCCUCAGAAUUACAACCUUAUUUUCCAAGCUCUACAAUUUGCUAAAAUUAUCUUCUGAGCGUCAAGAGCCAUAUGAAGAGCAGCAUAGGUCAAUUGAAGAUUACACAAAUAUCUUUCAUCCUACUUACACUAGUUUCCAAGAGUCUGGGGACAAUGAGAAUGUCAUUCUCUCAAUGAAUAAAAACAGGAGGAAAGUGAGCACCGAUAACAUAGUUUUCUUGUGGGGUUUUGGCGAUAGAAUUAGUGCUUCUGAGUUAAAAUCCCACCUCAAGGGAAUCCAUCCUGUGUUCUCUGAAGACUUUGACUUGCGACUUGUAGAUAAAGCAUGUUCAGUUAUUGUUUUUUGGAGCUCAGGUGCUGCUCAAGCUUUACUCAAAGUGAUGGAAUCAGGAGAAAUGAUCUCCAUUGAUCUAAAAUUAGCAGGAUACGAAGCUUACAAGAAAGUUUGCAAGUCGGGGCUUUGGGAGGCAGGCUUGGCCAAUUCUUUGGAGGCUGCCUUGGCUGAGACUGAACUUGAGUGUGAUCUUUCUGCAUCUUCUGCCAAGGAUUCCUCGGAUAUCUAUUGGAACAGUGAACUGAUGAUUGAUCUUGAUAAUCUUUGAGAGGAGUCCCACUAGUUUGAGCAUUCAUUGUAGCUGAAGAAGCACCUGAUGGUUUUGCACAGAGGGAAAUGAUGUCCUAUUGGAACUACAACAUCAUGACCUAGUUAAAGAGAUUCAAAUUAUGGUAUUUUAGUUUUUGAGCAAAUCCGAACUCUUGCCCUUGUUACUGGCGUGUAAGGUUACCAAACUUCCUCUUUUGCUCGAAGGGCACGCACUUGAUGAUUUUGUACAUUAUGGCUGAAAAUGCAUCAUUAGGAAACUGUUUGGUUUGCUAAAAAGUGGAAUGCAAAUUUUGUUGUAUGUAGCAUUUUUUGCGAGUAGAUGGUGUUAAAACUUAAAGAAAACUUUGUUGUUUA